Molecule: messenger RNA, 829 nt
Organism: Owenia fusiformis
Lineage: Eukaryota; Metazoa; Annelida; Polychaeta; Sabellida; Oweniidae
Source: the annotation of a GenBank genome assembly
GUUUGAACCCGGCAAGCAGAAUUGUUAAUACUUUGGAGAUAUAUGCCGAAAUUACGGGUCUGAAUCAGACAGCAUAUACACAUACAAUCUCAUAGCAGAUCCUGAUAACAUUGGAAACCAAACACUAGAAGUGACAAUGGAGCCCAGUGGAGAAAAAUGUGAGGAGAAAGCAUUUGGUCAUAAAGAUGACAAGACAAUUGGCUGCCUUUCCAAACCGACAAAUGAACUUACAAUCAAAAUAAAAAACACUGCUUCUUCUAGUACAGUAUUGUCAUCCUGUGAAGAGUGCUUCAGAAAGUGCAAAGCUGGUGAUACUUGUGUCAAGGCUAAUGGAUGGUGUCCCGGGGAUUGCAUGGCUGGAUAUGGAAUGGGGAAUCAAUUGUGCUAAGGAGUGUACGAGACAUUGCAAGACACUCGACGAUUGUCAAAGGGAAGAUGGUUUUUGCAGUGGUAAUUGUGAAUAUAAUUACUAUCCAAAAUACGCUUGUAAUCAAGAGGUUCUCAAAAUAGAUGGUAAACCUACGUUCAAGAGUCGGGGUGCCGAUUACAUUGAGAUAGAAUGGAAGGUUUUGGAUGUUAAGAGUACUAUCAAACAUGAUACCGCAGCUACAAAAUCCUUCAGAGUUGAAUACAGAAGUUCCUCAGACGAAGAUGAUAAUAUAGAAUCAAUUAACAGUUCUGGGUUGAUGGCAAGAAUUGACAACUUAUCAAAGGAUAGCAUUUUUGUUUUCCGUGUGUCAGCAUUGUACCCAUAUGAAGUUAGUGAUAUAAAAAUAGGCGCAACAUCUGAUUGGAGUGAUCCAUUUACUACAUGCGGAGGUAAAUGCAA